Monascus purpureus is the source of this 375-nucleotide messenger RNA. NCBI's taxonomy places the organism in Eukaryota, Fungi, Ascomycota, Eurotiomycetes, Eurotiales, Aspergillaceae. The record is from the annotation of a GenBank genome assembly.
AUGUCAACACCGUCGAAGCGAUGCCGACAGCAGCGACGGAGAAACUUCCAGUGUGUCGUUCCGCAUGGAAACGGACGGAUCGAGUGUCAUUCUGACACCGAUCUGAUGUCCUCGGAUUGUUUCCCCACGGCUCGGGGACGCAAACGCAAAAGUCGAGGCGUAUCUCGUCGAAGACGUUCGGCGAAGAAAAGACCCAUCAAGACAACCCGAAACACUGCAAGAACGCGAGGUUCUUUGACCCGUAUGAAUGACUCUUCGGACUCAGACUCCAGUGACGAUAAUGGUGAUGAUGAUGCUAGUAGUGAUACUAGUGAGCGUCUUCCUCGUCGUCGAGACCACUCGUCGACGCAGCCGUUGACCAAGCUAUCCGAGUGA